UGCCGCAUUAUUUCUUUUGUACAUUUCGAACAUAGUUUGUCACAGCUUUGUGCAAAUCAAUUGACCCGAUACACAGCUCAGGGAUCUAUCAAUAGCUAAAGACUAGUGGUCGGGUCACUAGGGAGCGAACCGCUUGUCAAGCAACUCAAUGGUAUUUGUCACGGCUAAGAGGUAAACCAUUAAUCCUUUUGCCAUGUCAUCAAGGCGUUCAACUUCCUGGGCAUCUGUGGUGGCCACUGGGAUCAUCGAUGAGCCGCUGCGGUUGCCGAACAAUGUAAGACCUGGGCCUCCGAAACCGAUGCCACGAAUGCCAACGGCAAAGGGAAAGACAACGGCAGCGGCAGCGGGACCGGCAACACCUUUAACGACGCUUUCGCCGACGGUGACGCUUAAGGCAACGCCGGCUAUCCCGCUAACAUCCACCCCGACAGCAGCUUUGGCGCAGAACACCGAGCAGGUGGUUGGCAAUACGUCACCGAAGCCGGCACCGUUGAAGCCUCCAAUGCCAACGUCAACGCCAAGAGCUGCGCACAGCUCACCGAAUCGGGUUCCAUCGUCCAAUGAUUUCCGCCGACCCUUUCGGAGCGUGUGGCCACGUCAACCGACGCCGUUUCCUGACCAUCGACACCAUCACAGAUCCAGCAGUCAGGGUAGCACCUAUCGGCCACGUCGCCAUCAUAACGAAUUCCGGACUCGCACCGCCUGUCCCUACGGCACGAGUUCGGGCCAGGUGCAUCCACGCUGCCCUGCGCCGAUGAACUGGCAGCCGCGUGGUCCAAGACCUAUGAUGAAGCCACUGAUAGCUGGCUACGGUAACCUAAUGCAGCCGGAGAAGCGCGUGUUGUCCACAUUCUAUACACCGAUGCGUAUGCCGGCGCCUUUGAGCAUCGAACAGAAGCCGCUUCUGCAGCCAGGUCAGCCCCAGACAGUCGCAAACAACUGGGAGCAGCAGCAGUACAGGCCAUCGAUGCCGGAUAUCCAUGAGGAAUCUGUGCCGCUGGAUCAACAAAACUAUGAAGCACAUGAUGGGGAUAACCAGCAGGGGCGACGUGCGUGUGUCUCGCCCCGCGCCCGUUCCCGUUGCCAGGUCACUUUGUCCCACUCCCAAUACGAUAUGACGCAGUGGCAGCCAGUUUGCGAGUCCCGGCAGGUGUGGGAACCAUUGGAUCCCAAUCGUAGCCAGCUGGAUCCCAGCAAUCCCAUACCGCCUCCGCCGCCGGGGUUUGAGCAUGUGGUGACAGGCAAGCGUUCCGUGUCCAGCCGCGCCCGCAAGCUGAUGGGCGAUCAGGUAAAGAUUGGGCCACACACAGACUAUCCAACACCAAUGCCCAUGGAGAUGCCGGAGCGCGAGCUGCGCGAGCAGCAGCAUUUCAUAGCCAAGCAUGAUACCCAUUUAACAAGCCGCCUGGCCCAGCUAAGAGUUACCAAUGGUACCACCGGAGAUGGCUACUAUGUGCGUCCAGUGACCAAGCUGAUUCCCAAGGCUACCAAGGUGCUGGUGCCGCCCAAGUAUCAGCCCUUAUUUCAUCCGAAUGUCUCCUAUUGGGAGCUGUUGCGUCGCAAUCAAGACAAGGGUGAAGCCAUGGAUCAUGAUCAGGGCCAGCAAACGGACAAAAUAAUGCUGAUGAAAGAUCAGGCUGAAGCUAGCCAGGCGGAAACAUUCAUUAAAAUGCAAUCGGCUGGCGACGAGCAGGACAUUUACCGAAACGAAUUCAAGACUGAGUCUAUCUUCACGCCUGCAGUUCCCUUUCAGUUUUUGACAGGCUCAACCGGCACGGCGGAUACGACGGUCGACUACUCUGUGACAAAUCAUGUGGCCGAUGCUUACAAUGAUAUGAAAACUCUUAAGCAAUUCUCUACAAGUGAGUUCAAUUAGAACUCGAAUCCUAGAUAAAAGGUUGGAUGAGAAAUAA
Drosophila montana is the source of this 1913-nucleotide messenger RNA. RefSeq lists its product as uncharacterized. The record is from RefSeq and is a predicted model, not a curated record. The transcript is spliced from 3 exons. Lineage: Eukaryota; Metazoa; Arthropoda; Insecta; Diptera; Drosophilidae. Bases 194 to 1876 code for a protein of 560 amino acids.